Molecule: messenger RNA, 2388 nt
Organism: Cyprinus carpio (common carp)
Lineage: Eukaryota; Metazoa; Chordata; Actinopteri; Cypriniformes; Cyprinidae
Product: synembryn-A-like
Biological process (GO): G protein-coupled receptor signaling pathway
Cellular component (GO): plasma membrane; cytoplasm
Molecular function (GO): G-protein alpha-subunit binding; guanyl-nucleotide exchange factor activity
Source: RefSeq, a predicted model, not a curated record
AUGCGGACGCUUCGAUCCCAGAAGUCUCUCUUUGAGGACGGAGCCUUCGCCAGCCUUUCCCGCGGUGGUGGCCCCGCUUCUGCUGAGGCAGAACGGCAGCUGCACUCGUGGGGUUUCGCAGAUGGAUCUGGCGCAGCCGCUUCCAGCGAGCGCCACUCUCAGUGUGUUCCGCCCGUGAGCGUAGAAGACCUGAGAGGCUCGCCACCCCUUUGGGGGUCUCAGAAACAGUCAGUUCACAGAAACACCAAUCUGGCUGCCUCAAUAACACCAGAGGUCCUGCGCACAGUAGAAAAAGGCUACCAUAUUCAGUUCGGCUCUCCACCGCCGAGAUUCAACGGGGUUACCCCGAUGUGCUUUCCUGCAUCUAAGCAGACUCUUAGCCUUUGGAUAGUCGAGGCUAUCAACGCCACCUAUGAGUCCUCUGGUGUCCCCUCACCGAUGGGAGUCAAGGCUCACUCCACUUGGGGUAUGCCGGCCUCCAAGGCCUUUUUAGCAGGUGUGUCCAUGCUGGACAUCUGCAACGCUGCAGGGUGGUCCACGCCUUCCACAUUUAAUAAAGUGCGGGAUUAUGUGUCAGACUCAGAUUCAGACUAUGAUGAAUCCAGCAGCCCAGAAGUCAUUUUGAGACAGGGUCUGGCUGCAGUUUUGAUCAGGUUCCUCCAGACUGAACCGCAAGGGCGUGUGCUGAAAGCAUGCCUGAGAUCCUUACGGAUUCUCUUGAGGGACAAAAAGGUUUUGAGCCCUCUGAUCACUGACAGAGCGCUUCUCACUCUAGCACACCUGGGCGGCUUCAGCCACGCACCUGUUCCCAAAGAAGACACCGACGGUGAUGCUGACCCAUAUAAUGACAUCAUCCAGGCUAUUUCUGAGAGAAAAUUGUGUCGAGCGGAUGAGGAUGAUCAUGGUGGCGAGGAAGUUGAAGGUUCUGGGGCCGUAAGCAGCGAUGUGAAUGACCCUGUGGUCUGGGGUCAGAGCGACUGGUGUGGCGAGCGCAAGCCCAGCACGUUUUGGGCACAAGAGAGAGCCAGCGAACUCAGUCUCCUUUGUGGUCUGACAGAAAAGCUAAAUAAGGAGUUUCAGUCUUGUGGUCAGUUGUAUGCACUCCGGUUGAUGUUUUUACUGACGGCAUUGAGACCUGAACUCAGAGCACAGCUGAAACAAGAGGGAGGAGUCCCGCUGUUGACCACAGUGCUGGAGAAGAGUUUAUCAGUGCAGUGGAAGGAAGAGUUUGAGGUCGUGCUGGAUCCUACAGCGCCUCCUAUAAGUCUGGAGUACUCACAGCAGGAUCAGGAGGCCCUCAAGAUCCUUUUUAAUAUCACACACAGCACACACACUCAGAACCCUGAAGAGGGAGAUGCGUCUCUCUAUCGCCACCUGGCUGCAGUUUUGCGUCACUGUCUGAUGGUAUCCUGUGAGGAGGAGGAGGAGGAGGAAACUGCAGAUGAGUUAAAGGGGCAUGCAGUGAAUAUGCUGUCUGCUCUCCCGUUGAGCUGUCUAGACGUUCUGGUAUCUGUGCCUCUGGCUCCAGACUCUCACCAGAUGAAUGGAGCCAACAUGGACUGUGUGCACAACCUGCUCAUGUACAUGGAGAGAAAACUGGAGCAGGGUGAAAAGGUCAAAGAGAGACUGACCCCCGUGCUGAACUUGCUGACCGAAUGCUCCAGAGCUCACAGAGACACAAGACACUACCUCAGACAACAGAUUCUGCCUCCAUUAAGAGAUGCCAGCACUAAACCUGAGGAGGGAAACACCAUGAGGAAUCGUCUGGUCAGACUGAUGACAAACCUGACACUGAGCUCAAACACUGCAAAUACCUCUCAGAUAUUCUGGGGAAAAAAUACAGAAAUUUCCUCCAAAACCACAUAACAAUCUUAAAAAUAAAGGUUUCUAAAAGGUUUUUUUUUUUGCAAUGUUGCCAUAUCAAAGUUUACAUCUCAGAGUUAAGUGGUUUUUUUUCUCCCAUGAUCUCACAAUUAUGACUUUUCUUCUUACAAUGGAUGAUAGUAUAUCACAGCUCUGAAAAAAAAAGUCAGAAUUGUGAAAUAAAAAGUCACGAUUAGCUUUUUUUCAUUUUCUUCCAUAUUAAAGAUCCAUUUUUUCUUAGCAAUAAGAUUUAAUAUUAUUGUAAUAUUUAAUUAACAUUAAGAUUGAACCAUUUUAUUAUUUGUUUUAAUAACCUGAACAAACUAUAAAGAGCCUUUUGUUCAAUGUAUGUUAAAGGUUCCAUAGAGGUUAAAGGUUCUUCAUAGAACUAUAUGUGCCAAUAAAGAGUGUUACUUUAUUAACUAAUGCACAUCCGGUCUCAAAAGCUGAAUCAAUAAGAUUUGUUUAAACAAACGAAUACUUUUAUUUAGCAUGGAUGCAAUAAAUUCAUCAAAAGUGACAGUA